Parastagonospora nodorum SN15 is the source of this 1130-nucleotide messenger RNA. RefSeq lists its product as hypothetical. Bases 289 to 939 code for a protein of 216 amino acids. Lineage: Eukaryota; Fungi; Ascomycota; Dothideomycetes; Pleosporales; Phaeosphaeriaceae. The record is from RefSeq and is a predicted model, not a curated record. The transcript is spliced from 2 exons.
CUGCCUCACACCAAUGGCGCAGUCUGAGACGCGUCAGCGUAGGUUUUUGUGGUAGGCUAUGUGUUAGACGGGACCCCGACGGUAUGACGGGCCGCGCGUGUUGUUGCUGGAUGUAUUUGAAGGAGAGGAUGGGUCGUGUGUGGGUUUGUUUCGAAACCUUUCUAGUAUUUGUUUCGACGACGCUUGAAAUUGCCACAGCCGCUUGUAUCAUUAUUCCCGAUUCUUGACAUAUAUAUAGAGAGAGAGAGAGAAAGUAUCGGCACGAAAGAGCAAGGAAAUAACACCAUCAUGAAGUUCAGCCUAGCAGCCAUUACGGCACUCGCCACACAAAUCUUCGCACAAAGCAUCACUCCAGCCCCGACACCAACCAACAAUGGUCCGUGGUUCGAUGGAAACCCUCCUCCCUGGGCUACAUCAGAUGCAGCACGCUGGUCCUCCAUCUACGCCUCCCUCGUCUCCGACGGCCGAAUCCCGUCAACACUAACCGCCGCCCCUUGGCCAACCUCGGGCUGGGGUCCAGGCGGCGGUCCCUGGGGUCCAGGAAACAGCGGAAAACCCGGCGGACACUGGAGCGGCCCCCCUUUCGGCCCAUCCAACUUCGGCCCCUGGUCCUCCUGGUCCGCGCUCAGCAACUGGCAAUCCGCGCCUUGGACCGCAUGGUGGGGCGGCUCCGCGUGUCCACCGACGGAUUGGCCUGGCUGGACGGCAGGGCCGUGGAAGACGAAUGCGCCCUGGACGACGUGGAGUGCGUGUGAGGCCAAGACGACGGCGACGAGUGUGGUUACUACCACGGUCAAUGGAAGUGCGGUUGUGAGUACGCAGUUUGGGCUGCAGGUGGCGGCGGCUAGUGCGGAGAGUACGGGGGGAGGGGCGAGGGUUACGAUGGGGUUGGGUAGCGCGGUUGGAGUGGUGGUGCUGGGGGUUGCUGUUGGGCUGUGAGACAUUGGAGAGAGGAGAUGUGAGAGCAUGGAUGGGUAGGAGAACAGAUGGGGUUUAGAGGCCAUUUGGUCUUGGGCUGAUUUAGCGUCAUAUGUAUCCUCAUUCCUUUCUAUACCAUGAUGUUUUGGUUGCGCAGUGUAAUCAUGAUACAAACGAAGCCAGACGAUGAAUAUUAGAUUUUGUUGCUGUCA